Ruditapes philippinarum (Manila clam) is the source of this 1955-nucleotide messenger RNA. RefSeq lists its product as uncharacterized. The record is from RefSeq and is a predicted model, not a curated record. NCBI's taxonomy places the organism in Eukaryota, Metazoa, Mollusca, Bivalvia, Venerida, Veneridae. The transcript has 7 exons. The coding region runs from base 106 to 1488 and encodes 460 amino acids.
AUUUAUGGCGGGAAAUAAUGUAAACAAUCAAUCUCAGCCGUCUCAGCGUGUUUAUAUUUUCACUUUCUGAGUUUGUGUAUCAGAUCAGUUUAUCAAAGAGAGAAAAUGGAAGUAAAGCAGUCUGUGUCAGAAGUAAAUGGUGGUAGAGUAUGUGUAAGUUGCCACAAGGUGUGUAGUGAUGACAAAAAUAACUGGUGCUACACAUCAGCUACCGAGUGUUUAAGCUAUGAUGUCCUAGAAAAUGACCUUCACCAGGAUAAUAUUGUCUGUAAAACAUGUCAUUUAAACCUGUUGAAGAUGAAGACAUGGAGGCAGAAACAGCUUGAAGAUCAGUUGAGAGACAGCAAAUGUUCUGAUGAUAUGACAACAGCUGUAAAUAAUAAUUUUGAAAGCAAUCAUCAAAAUCCUGAUGUAGAAAACAGUGUUGCUGAAAAUCGUGACUUUAACGUAGUGAUGAACCAGGGACCAGUUGUAACAAGCAAUGACUUGAAUACUAGAGAAAAUGAGAGCACAUAUACACCGCCAAUAAAGUGUAAUUUGGAAAAUAAAGACUUCAUACAGACAACUAGUAAAGAAACAUUAAAUGCCGAGUUGAAAGAAUUCACCAAGUGUGCCUCGUUAACAUGUCCGGACAGAGAUACAAAACAGCUCUUGCGGAAUUUUCCAUUCCGUUUUUUUAAAGCGAAUAAAAAGAGUCAACGAAAAUUAAGAUCUUCUUUAGCAUUAGAAGAGGAUGGAAAAAAGUUAUGUGUGAAGUGUUACAAUAAGUUAUAUGGUAGACUGUUUUAUCUUAUGAAACGGAGUGGGAAAAAACCAGUAUCUGAUGAUAUGGAUAGUCAUACAGCACAUUCAAAGAAGACAAAAACUUCAGGUAAACAGAAAGCUGGAAAUGUUACUAAGAUAUAUGCAUGUGGAUGGUGCAAGUUUCGUUCAGAGAAAGUAGACUUGGUUGUGUUGCAUCAUUAUAAGGAGCACCAGAAUAGAGAGUUGGAUGUUGUACGUCUCAAAACACCUCGUGCAAGGUUAUCACCUGGUAUAGGAUUUAAGUGUGAGUCUUGCGACUUUUCUGGUCAACUUCGACAUCAACUACAUCUUCAUAACGACCAUUUCCAUAGAAACGCUGUAAAUCGUGACGGAAUAACAGAUUAUGAAUCGGAGAGUAGCUACAGCCCUGUUUAUCCAUACUACUUCUAUAAAAUAACAUUACCUAGCAACUACUUUCAAAUGCAGCAAAAGUACAAAUUGAGAGAUGUUAAGAUAGCUUGUAAAGAUAUUCUAAGAUCGGGGCUGGAUUAUUUGAUGGAGAGAGUUGAUCGUGAAGGUGUUUCUAAGUUAUGUGUUGACAGUCUGUCAGAGGAUGACUUUGUUUCCAUAGCAACAAAAUACAGAAAGAAUGUGAGUUAUCGGGAUUCAAGGGUAGAUAAUUAUGUUCCCGUGGACAUGGCUACACUAGAUUUGAAAGACAUAGGAACAAUCAUUAAAGGUUGAUUCAUAGUACAUAGCCCUACUGAAAGUAUAAAGGUACUCCUCAAGUUGGUUUGACUUGGCUUGUGUGGUCAGAAUUUUCUUGUUUGAUAUUGUUAAAACUUUUGUUAUAACAAGAAACCAUCAUGUAGGGAAGGCAUGGAAGAAAAAAAUUUGUUUAGUUAUACAUGUAGUUAACACAUCUGCAAGUUAAUAAUUUACAGAUAUUUUGUUAAACUUACAUGCAACUUACUUAAAUGUAUGCAUUGUCAACAAUGCAUAAUUUAUAAGUGAGUAUCUUAUUAGACUUAUAGUUAUUUCCUUGGAAAAUUUUAUACCAAUCAUUUUUAGCUUGACUGUUCAAAGAGUAAUGGGGCUAUCUUACCCAACUGUUCCAAUUUACUUGUAUAUUGUGGUGCACUUUUUUCAUUAAGAAAAUAUAUUUUAUUUCCAUUUAUUUCAUUCUGUAAAUAAAAUUUUGUUAACCAGGU